Molecule: messenger RNA, 2810 nt
Organism: Humulus lupulus (European hop)
Lineage: Eukaryota; Viridiplantae; Streptophyta; Magnoliopsida; Rosales; Cannabaceae
Product: G-type lectin S-receptor-like serine/threonine-protein kinase At4g27290
Exons: 7
Coding region: 178-2658 (826 amino acids)
Biological process (GO): protein phosphorylation; recognition of pollen
Molecular function (GO): ATP binding; protein serine/threonine kinase activity
Source: RefSeq, a predicted model, not a curated record
AACACGUUUGAUAAGAGUAUUGAGUACCACAUAUACUGACCAAGAUUUUUCCACAAACAAUUUGUCUGAAAAGUACUUACACCAAUGGGAUUAACUCCAUUGCCGUGUCUCUUGAGUUAUAUCAUCACUAAGUUUGAUCAAACGAAUCAUAUUGGCACCAUCAUGAACUAGAAAAUAAUGGAAUUCCUUUCUUUUCUGGUUACGUUUGUUGUUUUGAGACUCUCUCUAUCCAGAACAACGUUUGCUGCGGUUGAUACCAUUAGACCUUCAGAAUUUAUAAGACAUAACACAACUUUGGAAUCUAGAGAAGGACUUUUUGAACUGGGAUUCUUUACUCCAGGCAGUUCAAAGAAUCAUUAUCUGGGAAUUUGGUAUAAGAACAUCUCAGUUCAAACUGUAGUUUGGGUGGCAAACAGGUGUGAACCGAUCAACGAUUCAUCUGGCUCGUUGGCUAUAGACGACACAGGAAAUCUUGUGCUUUACGGAAAUAAUAAGAGGGUCGUUUGGUCUACGAACUCGUCAAAACAAGCCCGGCAACCACUGGUUCAGCUCUUGGAUAAUGGUAACUUGGUUUUGAGAGAUGAGAAAGAUGAGAAUACAGACAACUACUUGUGGGAAAGCUUUGAUUAUCCUACUGAUACGAUCCUCCCGGGAAUGAAGUUGGGAUGGGACUUGAGGAGAGGUCUCAAUAGGCGUUUAUCGUCAUGGAAGAGCUCCAAUGACCCCUGUGAUGGAGAUUUCACUUAUGGGAUUGAGCUUGAUGAAGCACACCAUACAUACGCUCAACUAUUUAUCCGUAACGGGUCUGCAAAAUUGUUCCGUGAAGGGCAAUGGCAUGCCAUAAGUUUCAGUGGAACUUCUAAUAACAAAUCAAUUCAUUGGCAUGAGUCUGACUACGAGUUUGUGCAGAACGAUGAUGAAGUUUACUUCACUUACAGCGUCAAAAACAAGUCAAAUAUCUCAAGAAUUGUCCUGAGCGAAAGAGUUGACUACAUGGAAUGGUUAAGAGAAAAACAAGUUUGGAGUUCUUAUUACACAAUUCCAGAUGAGCAGUGCGACCACUACGGCAUCUGUGGAGCUAAUUCACAGUGUAUCUUAAGUUAUACGAAUAAUAUAAACUGUCAAUGUUUAGAAGGUUUUAAGCCAAAGAAUCAAGAAAAUUGGGACGCUUUGGACUGGUCAGAAGGGUGUGUGAGAAACAGUUCUGUGAGCUGCGAUGAUAAGGAGAAAGAUGUGUUCCAUGUCUUUUCUAACUUGAAAGUGCCCGAUACUCAAUAUACUUGGGAAAACAAGAGUAUGAAUCUACAAGAAUGCAAGACUAAUUGCUUGAGCAAUUGCUCUUGUAUGGCUUUUAGCUUUGAAUACUCAAGUCUCAGUGAAGGCACUGACUGCGUCCUCUGGUUUGGAGAUCUGUUCGAUAUUCGACAACCUCCUCAUGGCGGACAAAAUAUAUAUAUUCGAAUACCCUUUUCAACAAUAGCAAGAACUGAUCGUAGUUCUAAGUUGAAGGUGGAGAGAGCAGUGAUAAUUACAGCUUCUGUUCUUGGAUUAGCUGGUGGGUUUAUUUUAAUUGGCUUUUACAUUCGCAGGUGGAGAUACACAAUCAAUGCCACUAAUAAUUUUUCUGGGAGAAGAGAAAGCCAAGAUGAAGAGUUGGAGCUUCCAUUGUUCGACCUACAUACAAUUAGUAUUGCCACUAAUAAUUUUUCAGAGAAUAAUAAGCUUGGAGAAGGUGGUUUUGGACCUGUAUACAAAGGCACAUUAGGAGGUCAAGAAAUUGCUGUAAAGAGACUAUCAAUGUGUUCUGGACAAGGAGUCAAUGAGUUCAAAAACGAAAUCAAUCUAAUUGCUAACCUUCAGCAUCGGAAUCUUGUAAAGAUUCUUGGUUAUUGCAUUUAUAGAGAGAUGAAACUAUUGAUUUAUGAGUACAUGUCCAACAAAAGCCUCGAUUAUUUCAUUUUUGAUGAAAGGCGAAGCGAACUAUUGGACUGGCCAAAGCGCUUCCAAAUUGUAUGUGGAAUUGCUAAGGGACUUCUCUAUCUUCAUCAUGAUUCUAGAUUGAGAAUUAUACAUAGAGAUCUCAAAGCUAGUAAUGUGUUACUAGAUGAAAAUAUGAAUCCCAAAAUUUCAGACUUUGGCUUGGCUAGAAGUUUUGGUGGAGACCAAAUAGAAGGAAACACAAACAAAGUAGUAGGAACUUAUGGUUAUAUGGCGCCAGAAUAUGCCUCUGAUGGCCUAUUCUCCACAAAAUCUGAUGUAUUUAGCUUUGGCACCUUGAUGCUAGAAAUCAUAAGUGGAAAGAAAACUAGAUGCAUUUACGAUGAAAAUAACGGUCUUAACCUCAUUGGAUUGGCAUGGACUUUGAUGAAGGAAGGCAACGAAUUCAAGCUUAUCGACAAGUGCUUAUUAAAAGAUUCAUACGACAACAUGGAAGAAGCAUUACGUUGCAUCCACAUUGGUCUCUUGUGUGUGCAACAAAAGCCUAUUGAUAGGCCUGAUAUAUCUUCUGUUAUUCUAAUGUUGAGUGGUGAAAAAGUGUUGCCUCAGCCAAAACCACCUGCCUAUUUCACUAACAAAGAUUUGUGGGAAGGAGAUGAUUCCUCCUCUACUAAGCCCCCAUCAUGCAAUACAAGCAUGACUACUGUCAAAGCGAGAUAAAAAUUUAUACAACAAAUCAGAGUUUCCCACGUAAUUUAUGAGAAUGUGGAUCAUUAUAAUUUAUGGUUAUUUCGUUUAAAAUUGCAAUGAUGAUUAGAAUUAUUAGUCUAUAUGAAAAUUCAGAUAUAAUUGAAUGAUUUUUUGAUACGAUA